Molecule: messenger RNA, 2094 nt
Organism: Betta splendens (Siamese fighting fish)
Lineage: Eukaryota; Metazoa; Chordata; Actinopteri; Anabantiformes; Osphronemidae
Gene: ficd
Product: FIC domain protein adenylyltransferase
Exons: 2
Coding region: 311-1663 (450 amino acids)
Molecular function (GO): protein binding
Source: RefSeq, a predicted model, not a curated record
UAGAAUGUUCGUACGGUCAACGGGAAGAAGUGGAUGAUGUGUAUUUUGUAUACAAAUGUCCCGAUGCUAACUUCCAGUCAGUCUCGCGUCGUUCUUUCGCUCUGGUUUUUAAAGUUUAUUUGACCAGAGACUUAAACGGAAACGAAAGCGACAGGGGCUUGAACACCGGACGUAGCAGCUGUUAUAGUUGGCGAUUAAGGUGCCUUUCCUGCCGCAGACUUCCAUCACCUCCCUUCGGCUCUCCCAGCCGAGGUGCAAGCUUAUGGGGGCCGGUAUCGCCAGAGUAUGGAGGAGUUAACCAGGGACCGUCAUGGCUGCAGUGAAGGUGUGGCGCUACACCAGCGGCCGUGUCCUCGGAGGAUGGGGCCCACUGCUGUGCGUCUUCCUCGGCUCUCUGGUGGCCUUCCUGAUGCCGAUGGUCGGCGUGGAGGACCAGUGCUGCGCCGGCCUGCAAGGCGUGGCUCAGCUCCGUUGCCUGCUGUGGGGAAGACCUCGUCAGCCGCCCGCUGUGCAGUCCACCAGCCUCACCGUCCCCUUCACUGGUCUUGAUCUGCUGCCGCUGAGGUCCGAGCCGAGUUUAGAGAUGAAGCUGGAGGCCAAAGCAGCUCUGCAACAGGCUCUGGAGAUGAAGAAACUGGGAAAGAGGGAGAAGGCGCACAAGCUGCUGGCACAUGCGCUCAGUAUAAAUCCAGAAUUUGUGGAUGCCCUGACGGAGCUUGGAACCAUUUUGGAGGAGGAGAAGGAUGUGGUUCAGGCAGACCAUCUCUAUACCAAGGCCUUGGCCAUCUCUCCGUGCAACGAGCGGGCGCUGGUCAGUCGAGAUCGGACGCUUCCCCUGGUGGAGGAGAUAGACCAGCGGUAUUUUAGCAUCAUUGACAGUAAAGUGCGCCAGCUCAUGUCCAUUCCCAAGGGGAACUCUGCACUCCGCCGAGUGAUGGAAGAAACCUACUACCACCACAUCUACCACACGGUGGCCAUCGAAGGCAACACGCUCACUCUGUCUGAGAUUCGUCACAUCAUUGAGACGCGCUACGCUGUCCCUGGGAAGAGUCUGCAGGAGCAGAACGAAGCGAUCGGCGUGGACGCGGCCAUGAAGUACAUCAACACCACGCUGCUGUCCAGGUCAGGAGCCAUGACCGUCGGUGACAUCCUGGAGAUUCACAGGCGGGUGCUCGGGUAUGUAGACCCUGUGGAGGGAGGGAGGCUGCGCACCAGCCAGGUGUUCGUGGGCCACCACAUUCCACCCCAUCCUCGGGACCUGCAGAGGCACAUGGAGGAGCUGGUUCAGUGGCUCAACUCGGAUGAAGCUCUGCAGCUGCACCCAGUGGAGUACGCGGCCCUCGCCCACUACAAACUGGUGUACGUGCACCCAUUUGUGGAUGGCAACGGACGCACGUCACGCCUGCUCAUGAACCUUGGGCUCAUGCAGGCAAGAUAUCCGCCAAUCACCAUUCGCAAAGAACAAAGGGCUGAAUAUUACGCAGCCCUCGACACGGCCAAUGAGGGUGAUGUACGACCCUUCAUUCGCUUUAUAGCCAAAUGUACAGAGAUGACACUGGACACGCUGUUGAUUUCUACAACAGAGCAUGCUGUGGGACUGCCGGGGGCAGGCCCGGCCCAGGCUUGUCCCGAUUACAAGCAGACCAUCCCAAUCCACAACUGACCUGGAGACAGAUGAAGGGAGGCACAUUAUGCUAGCAUGCAGCGAGUUUACAUUAAACUAACAGCAGCAUUAAUGACCCUUAAAACCUGUUGAAUUUCCUGCCUCUUGCCUCGUGUGGGUUCUGUACGCUCUGAACUAACUGAAGCUGGUGCAGGAAGUCUGAGUGUGCUGUUUUCAGGUUCAUUUAUACAGAUUUCCCACUUUUAGUUUGUAACUUCAGUCGUAUAGGAGUGAUACUUGUAGAAAACAUUCUGAACAUAAAGUACCAUUAAUGUGAGUGAGGAACAAAGCUUUAAGUUGUGGCUUUAAUCAUUUCAGUAAUUUUUGAAUUUGUAGUGUUUGUCGUCUCUUUUGGAAAAAAGAUGUCAUAACACCGUUAAGCACUUUACUGUAUUUUACUAUUUAUUUUAAAUAAAUGUGCAAAUCUAUUA